CGAGCGCAUGAACGUGACGUUACGCGGAUCCACGAACAAAUGGAAAACUUUUACUUUCGCGCGAAAUAAUAAGUGUGUGUGUGAGUGAUGUAUUAGUGGUUAUAGACGUAUUCAUAAUGUUUCUGUGUGUUCUUGUUAUUUGGAGCGCUGUCCUCUUGCCGGCUUUGGCCCAAGGUGACCGCCGCUGCGGGCACCCAGCAGUGCCCAUGAACGCACGAGUGUCCCUGGGUAACGACGUCGACAUAGUCCCGGGGACGGUCGCCAGCUACGAGUGUGACGAGGGCUACGAACUGUUCGGCGCGCACCAACGGGAAUGCACCUUGAGGGGCGACUGGACAGGGGAACCCCCGUUUUGUGGCACGAACGUCGCGCUGCGGAAGCCGGCCAACCAGUCCACGACUGUCCGGGGUGGAGUCGCCGGAAACGGCAACGACGGCGAGAGGACCACGGAACACGACGGGAAACGAUGCACGGAGACGCAGCGGGAGGCCUCACCCUGGUGGCAGGUGGAUCUGUUGCGACACUACGCCGUGAAGGUGGUCAGGGUCACCACUAGAGGCUGUUGUGGUCACCAACCUCUGCAAGACCUGGAGAUUCGCGUCGGCAACAGCAGCAGCGACCUGCAAAGGAAUCCGCUAUGCGCCUGGUUUCCUGGCACCAUAGACGAAGGCGUGACAAAGACGUUCACAUGCGCUAGACCUCUGAUAGGUCAGUACGUGUUCCUGCAGCUGGUCGGCGUCGAGGGCUCCCUCUCUCUGUGUGAGGUCGAGGUCUUCACCACUGAAGAAUUUUCCAACGAUCGAUGCGCUCCAAUCGGAGCGUCAGCAGAUGUGGAGCUGGCGGCGUUCUCCAGAAACUGUUACGAGUUUAAUGUGGCCAAGGGCGCGUCUUUCGACGACGCUCGCAGACAGUGCCAGCUACAUGGGGGAGAUCUGAUACAUGGAUUCUCGGGACCCACGUCAAGUUAUUUAAUUCAAGAGUUAGACAGACGGAAGCUCCAAUUGAAAACUCAGCUGGUAUGGAUCGGAGCUCAGAAAGAGCCCGGCCUUACCUCCAGGACAUGGAAAUGGGUUGAUGGUGACAUAGUGGUCAAGCCGACAUGGGCGAAAGACCAGCCGAACAACUACAACGGCGAACAGAACUGCGUGGUGCUCGACGGGGGUCGGGCCUGGAUGUGGAAUGACGUUGGUUGUAACCUCGACUACCUCCACUGGAUAUGCCAGUACCUGCCGCCGACCUGUGGCAGUCCGGAUAAGCUGUUCAACACGACGAUAGAAGGGGACAACUACAGGGUGGGGUCAGCCAUCACCUACAAGUGUCCCGAAGGUCACAUGCUGGUUGGGGACAGGACGAGGGAAUGCAAGGGCGACGGUUUCUGGUCGGGCAACGCGCCUAACUGUAAAUAUAUAAAUUGUGGUGGACUGACGCCAAUCCAAGAUGGUGACGUCAGUCUGGUGGACGGUAGAACAACGCACGGCGCCAAAGCGGUCUACUCCUGUAGGGAAAACUACACGCUAGUUGGCACCCCAGAGAGAAUCUGUGGGGACGAGGGAAUAUGGAAUGGCGAAGCCCCGAAGUGCCUCUUCGACUGGUGCCCAGAACCGCCACCGGUGGCUGGCGCUAUAGUGACAGUUGACGGCAAUAAGGCCAACAACAAAGCCACUUAUGCCUGCCAAAAUGGCUUCAUACUGUUUGGGCAACCGAGCGUAACCUGCAGCCUCGGCGGUAUAUGGACGGGCACACCUCCUACUUGCAAAUAUGUGGACUGCGGUACCCCAGCUCAGGUGUACAAGGGUUCCUUCACGCUGCUCAACGGAACCACGACCUAUGGUUCCGUAGCUCAGUUCUCCUGCGAGCCGGACUAUUGGUUAGCCGGGGCGGAGACCCUGACAUGUAAUAGAGACGGAAAAUGGUCGCACGAUAUACCAUCUUGUGAAUUGAUAUCGUGUCCGGACCCCGAGGUGCCUGCGGGCGGAUACAUGAAGGUGCUGAACUACAAUGUACACUCGACCAUCGAGUUCCACUGCGACGAGGGUCACAAGCUCGUCGGAGAACAGGCGCUGACGUGCGAGACCGACGGCGAAUGGUCGGGGGAAUCCCCGAAAUGUGAAUACGUCGACUGCGGAAAACUGCCACCAUUGCCGUACGGAUUUUCUGAGUUGCUGAACGAGACGACACACUUGGGGAGCAUCAUCCAAUACUCUUGUACGACAAACUAUCGGCUGGUCGGCCCUGUACGAAGGACUUGUACUGAGGACUUCCAGUGGAGUGGCUCGGCACCUCGCUGUGAAGAAAUCAGAUGUCCCGAACCGGUGGUGCCCGAUCACGGUAUAGUGUCGGUGACCAGAAAUGACAGAAUGCACGGUCGUACUCUCAUCAGAACGUCUGUCAGUACGAGCGACGGCAACACAUACAGAAUAGACGCCUCCGUGAAGUAUAGUUGCGAGAGAGGAUACAAGGUGGUUGGAGAGAGUCUCUCUAAUUGUAAGGAUAAUGGACAGUGGAGCGGCGUGGCACCUAUAUGCCAGUACGUCGACUGUGGCAACCCCGGUCGACUACAGAACGGCGUGGUGACACUCGCCACCAACGCAACAUACUACAACGCGGUGGCCCUAUACGAGUGUAACGAACAUUGGCAGCUGGAUGGUGUCUCCAGGCGGUAUUGCCAGGACAACGGCACAUGGAGCUCGGAGGCACCUGUUUGUAAAGAAAUAACCUGUUCCGACCCUGCAUUACAAAUCAAGGGUAAUGUUGGUAUGAUGGUGGUGACGUCCACCUUCAGCAUCGGUGGGGAGGCCCACUACCGUUGCGAGCGAGGGUACACCCUCAAAGGGAACCAAACCCGCUCCUGCCUACCAAAAGGCAUAUGGAGCGGCGCUUCGCCCGUGUGCUUCCCGAUCGACUGCAAGCCACCCGGGACGAUCGAGAACGGCCGCAUCAUAAUAUCGAACGGUUCCACACUUUUCGGCAGCUCCAUCGAGUACCACUGCCUACCUCAGUUCCAGAGGGUGGGACCCUUCCUGCGGAAGUGCAUGGAUGAUGGCAAGUGGUCCGGAGAGGAUCCCAAGUGCGAACUGGCGACCAACGAAGCGGCGGAGAGCGGGGCGCUGCCCCUCAGUGUUGGCGUUGGCUGCGGAGUAGUACUCUUCCUGUUGAUGCUGCUCGGAGUUAUAUAUUUGAGACUACGGAAAGCGACGCCAGUUAAGAACACAGAAAACAUAGAAGGUGCGGAGAGGAAAGAAGACCAGAACGCAGCCGUGAUGAGCUACGCGACACUUCACGACACGAAUGGCCGACAUAUAUACGACCACGUCACAGACAAUCUCUACGAUUCACCUUACGGCGAGAAUCUAUCAGAAAACUCGGCGUACGGACGACGGAGCGAUACGGACUCGGCCUACGAACCAGAGCCCACUGGCCCGAACGCUGUCGUCACUAUAAACGGAGUUGCAGUACGUUGAUAAGACUAUUAUUUACAGCCUGACAUGCUAAUAGUACUCGACAAUCUUCGAUUUUUAAUUGAAACUAAUUGGGGCGCGUUGAAAUUGAAAUAUCACGUCCUGAAAAAGACGAUCGAAAUAAUAGUAGGUACCAAGUAGGUAUUUAAG
Molecule: messenger RNA, 3608 nt
Organism: Aricia agestis (brown argus)
Lineage: Eukaryota; Metazoa; Arthropoda; Insecta; Lepidoptera; Lycaenidae
Gene: fw
Product: sushi, von Willebrand factor type A, EGF and pentraxin domain-containing protein 1
Exons: 18
Coding region: 117-3461 (1114 amino acids)
Source: RefSeq, a predicted model, not a curated record